Molecule: messenger RNA, 1888 nt
Organism: Tetranychus urticae (two-spotted spider mite)
Lineage: Eukaryota; Metazoa; Arthropoda; Arachnida; Trombidiformes; Tetranychidae
Source: RefSeq, a predicted model, not a curated record
GUGACAACAAAUAUUUUUUAAAUGUUUAUUAUAAGAAUUUACAUUCAUUGUGUCAAUUGGAUAAUAUAGUUCAUAUAUUUGAAAUUUAACUGUGCUUAAAGAUGUUUACCAUUAAGACAAUCGUCUCUAGGGCACCACUACAUGCUAAUCGAGUCACAAUCGGGACAAAUAUGAUUGUUUUGUCUGCAUCAGCUGCUAGUAAAAUUACUGGCGUACUUGACAAAUCCAGGAAUGAGAUGGGUCUUGAAGGCUUGCAGUUAAAGCUCAUCUGAAACAUCGACUCAAUCAGCCUAAUGCUUGCGAAAACCAAACCAGAAUGUUUGUUGCUGAAUUUCACUCAAAUGCCAACGAUGAUGAUAAUAAAUGUGAUUCGGAAACUGAAAAGCAGAAACAAUUAUCCGAUAUACCAGGAUUACCUUACACGUUGGAUCAUCACAGCUAUAAUAUCAUAAACGAAGAUAUUUAUAUAAAACAUAAGGUUGAGACGUACAAUCUUAUAACUUCUAACUUAACAAAAGAAAGUUUUUCUUCUGAUGAAGAAAAAUAUCAAACAAAAACAUCCAAAAUAAUUGAAAUAUUUUAUUCAUUGGACGAAAGCAAUAGACCAAAAGAAUUACGUGCUCAUGAUAUUGACUACAUGGUAAAAAUGAAAAGGCCUGCUUUAAUAAGAAAUUUCGUGAAAAAACUUGCAAGAACAGAGAGGAGCCGUGAAAAAAACGAAGAAAUAAGGUCAGAAAUCAGGGAAGCCAUCAUGUCAAGACCCAAGGAUGGUUUUGGUGUAUGUUAUGAAGAAUCAGGAAAGCCUGCUUACAGAGUUCAUGGCGUUUCACCAAUUUGCAGUUGGGCUGCUUGUAAACGGAUUCGUCAACAUCUUUAUACUAAAAUAGCCCAAUCUAAAAUUUUAAAUGCUCAGAAAGUUGUUAUUGAUUUUGAUUAUAACGACCAUAUGACGCUCAAAGAACACCUAACCAUUACUGCUCAAAUCAAAAUUUGUAUUGGAUCUUUAAGAAAAUCUCGUGAACCUGUUGAUCUAUAUUUCUGUAAUUUUGACCCAACUAGUCCUGUGGCUCGUCUAUUGGAAUUAGACUUUGGUCCACCUUCCUCUUAUCUAGUUGAAGCUACUUCCAAAUCUUACUUUGAUUUAUUUCCAAGAGAAAAAUUAGUCUAUUUAACUGCCGAUACCGACAAUGUCCUGCAAUAUGAUCCUGAUGAUAUUUAUAUUAUUGGUGGAAUGAUUGAUGCCCAAACAAAUGAGCCUGUUUCAGCGGCCAAAGCUGAGAAGGAAGGAUUGCGAACUGCUAAAUUACAUGUGACAAAUAUUAUUCAAAUGUUUAUUAUACGAAUUUACAUUCAUUGCGUCAAUUGGGGCACCACUACAUGCUAAUCGAGUCACAAUCGGGACAAAUAUGAUUGUUUUGUCUGCAUCAGCUGCUAGUAAAAUUACUGGCGUACUUGACAAAUCCAGGAAUGAGAUGGGUCUUGAAGGCUUAGUUAAAGCUCAUCUGAAACAUCGACUCAAUCAGCUUAAUGCUUUCAAAAACCAAAAUAAAAUGUUAGUUGAAUAUGAUAAUGAUGGGAAUGACAGCGCUUGAGGAGGAACUCCUAUUUUAGGUGUUGAUCCUAGUAAUUUUUGCGGAACUUGUUUUGGAUCUUUAAGAAAAUCUCGUGAACCUGUUGAUCUAUAUUUUUAUAAUUUUGACCCAACUAGUCCUGUGGCUCGUCAUUUGGAAUCAGACUUUGGUUCACCGUCCUCUUAUAGCAACCCUCUUAUGUCCUGCAAUAUGAUCGUGAUGAUAUUUAUACCAUUGUUUGAAUUAUUACUAUUACAUUGACAAGUCUGUUAAAGUUGAACAAAUUGGCAUCUAUCAAAUUAUACUUUAUUUUUUUU